UGCAGCUGCUUGUCAACAAAAUGGCCUUCCUCAAUUGUUUUUCGAGGACCUACCAACUAAUUUUGUUGUGCUGAAAUAGCAUUAGAACUCUGGUUAAAGAAUAGAGGCGACAGGUUUAGCACAGUGUUUAUCAACAUAUCUGUGUUCACAAUAGAUACAUUUCGUUGUGGAUAAAGCAAGACGGGCAUUGGGAUUUUUGCUCCAAUCUCAAGUUAGCUGACAAAUGCUAGCUGCCUACCUGUGCGACCUCAUCUUUCAUUUCUGUUUUUAAAGACACAUUUAGACAUCUGGAGGACUGCUUAAGUUCAUCCAUAUAACCACAUAUUGGCUAUAAAAAUAACGCUGACGGAACGAAACCCAAAAGAAGUCCUCAGAUGGAAUAAUCUGUCUGGUUGGGACCUGCAGAUCUGAGCAGAGAGAAUGAGUGGUGAAGUGCAAAGUAGCUGCCCAGCAUAGAGGCAGGUAUGCUUCCCAUGGGCUCGCAAUGAACCGUGACACCUUUUCCCACAUCCGGCUGUGGUGCCCACGCCCCUUUGGCACCUACUCCCAGAAUAAGCCAUACAGUAAUGGUACAAUUCACAGUGGAACAUCUACCUCCCACUGCAAGGUAGACGACGAUGGACUCACAUCUAUAGAUGCCCAUGGAGUUAGUAACGAGCAAGAUGAGGAUGUUGGAACUGAAAACACCCCACCAGAUUCAUCUUCUACCCUGCUAGCUCCACCACUACCUGCAUCCCCAUCUCCCAGUGCACAGAUGGAGGAUGGCAGGGUACUGCUUGAUACCUGGUAUGUCAUCAAACCAGGCAACACCAAGGAGAAAAUAGCCUUCUUUGUAGCUCACCAGUGUAAUGAGGCUGGAAUUCCCAGGCCUAGUGCCAUGAAAGUGAAGGGGAACUGGGCUGCUGAUUGUACCAAGGCCAAGCGCCGUCGUCGCUGUUCCUCAUAUGACCCUCCCACUAGAGCUCAAAAUGUUGCUGUUGAUGUAACUACAGAACCCAACCUGGCAGAAGAUGGUGUUGGAGUUAGUGAAACAGAUCUGCUCUCUGUGGCUGAAAUGGUGGCCCUUGUAGAACAGCGUACAGCUUUGGCCCUUCAAGGUAUGGUAGCUCAAGGACAGACAAGUCCUUAUACAGUCCAUCAAAAACCGGUUGUAAUCCUCUCUGAACCCAAUUCAUCUGAACCAGCUUCUCAAAGUGACUUUAAUCAGCAACAGCAGGAAUCCAGACGGGUUGCUGAGACUGUAGCACAGUUUGAGUCUCGGCAGCAGAAUCUCGACAUUACAACUCUGCGGCCUGAGCUUAAUAGUUUAGGCAGAGACCACAUUCACUCUGGGGACUCUGUGGGUAGUGCUCCAAGCCAUGGACGAGGGGAAGUACGGAUUGCUUUUCGGGUGUCAAGUCUGGACCCUCGCACCCAGUCUGAACCUGUUGGCCGCCCAAAAUGCAUGUUUAUGAGUUGUGGGGUCGGAGGGGGGCAAGCAGGAGCCAGGGGCAAGGAAAAGAUAACUUGUGACCUCUACCAGCUGGUUAGCCCUUCAUCUCGAGAUCCAGGGGCUCUCCUGGCUGGCUCACCAAAGGCUGACCCCCUCGGGGAAGGCAUCACCGACAGGACUCCCUCCAUUACACCAGAUCCGAACCAAGACCCUGCCUCAGGAGAAAAGACAGCAGUGGCUCGAGAACGGGUGACCGGCUUCCAUGUUGAGGUUGUGGUCACCGGUGCAGUGGACCAAUGUGUCUUCUAUGGGAGGGACAGCACAGAGAAUGUUCAAGAAGAGACUGUAUGUUUUGCUAUGCCCAAUGGGGCCAAUUCAACUGAUGCCUCAGAGGACCCGCCACCUGGCCAGCUGUUCUUUUUACAGUCACCAGCUAAUGAAGAUGAAAGUUGCUCAGGGGUAAACAGUGGGAUGCGGUCUUUAGACUGUGUAAACAACAAUGGGCCUGCGGGGGCUACAGUUGAGAGGCCAGACUCCCCACUGGCAACUGUGGAUGAUUGUUCUGAUCCUCCGUUGUGCCGCCUCUACCGUCAUGUCUCCCAUGACUUCCUUGAGAUUCGCUUUCAGAUCCAGCGGCUUCUGGAACCACGGCAAUAUAUGCUUUUGCUUCCAGACCACAUCAUGGUCAAUAUCUUCAGCUACUUACCCACCCAUUCACUAGCAGCCCUCAAGUGCACCUGCCAUGAUUUCAAGACCCUGAUUGAGACCUAUGGUGUACGUGCUACAGACUCUCGCUGGAACCAGGACCCACUGUACCGUGAUGAUCCCUGCAAGCAGUGCAAGCAUCAGUAUGAGCGCGGAGAUGUGUCGCUUUGCCGCUGGCACCCUAAACCUUACCACCACGACUUGCCUUACGGACGCUCUUAUUGGAUGUGUUGCCGGCGUACAGACAAGGACACGCCUGGCUGUCGAGUUGGGCUACAUGAUAACAACUGGGUACAGCCAUGCGAGUUGGUUCAAGCCCGUGGCAAAAGAGACGAUGGGAGUUAAAGGAUUGGGUCAGGGGAUUCUCAUUUCUCUCCCUGUUCUCACUCAUGCCACUGUUCUAUUUAUGGUUGAGCUCGCCUCUCCUAUCUUGGCUCAUUAACUUUGCUAUCAUUGUCAGUAUCAGUUCUUAUCAGUGCACCAUACCUAAUUCUCAGUCCAAUCGUGCACAGACCAGUGUUCUCAAAUAUAAAAAUAUGUGCUGGGUAAGUGAAGUAGUCUGCUGCAUGGGACCAAUCUUUACAUGUACUUGUGAAUUGAUUAGAAAUUUGUAUGGCUUGGCAAUCUUCCAAGACCAGCUCUGAAGCUCACCCCAACAAUGCAAAGAAACUGCAGGCUAGACAAUAAUUAUGCAGUCCAGUAUAUAAUUUCAGGGGUUCUUGUAAAGUUUUUUUUUUUUCCUGUCCCUUUGGUUGAAAGCACCCAAAAUGAUGUCACUUUGUAAUCAACAGUUUGACUGCUUGUUUUGCUUGUGUGUGUGUGUGUGUGUGUGUGUUUUUUUUUUUUUUUUUUGACAUUUUUCCUCUGCCUCAAAAUGAUUUAUGAAAUCAGUUGUUUUUUGUUUUUUUUUCUUGACCAAACCUUUUCUUACCUAUCUCUUUGCCUGCCAGGCUGUCUGUGUGCUUGUUGGCAAAGGCUGCAUUUGCCAAAGUAGUAAUUAGCUUCAUGUGGCUGCAAGAAUGACAAGGAACAGGACAACUCAACACCUGAUUCUAGCCUUAACCCUGUUUGUUCUGCUCAUUCCACCAGUCUGAAAUCUUACAAACAAAAACACUGAUGCUGAUUCCUCUGGUUUGGGAGACCGUUAUAGGUUUCACUGUCAAUCUGCUAAUGGGAAUCUUUGCCUCAAAAGUAAAUAAAAGUUAUUUAAAACUGGCAUCUGUCCCGG
Molecule: messenger RNA, 3365 nt
Organism: Xyrauchen texanus (razorback sucker)
Lineage: Eukaryota; Metazoa; Chordata; Actinopteri; Cypriniformes; Catostomidae
Product: F-box only protein 46-like
Exons: 2
Coding region: 485-2482 (665 amino acids)
Biological process (GO): intracellular signal transduction
Molecular function (GO): protein binding
Source: RefSeq, a predicted model, not a curated record